AUGGAGGACGUGGUGAAGCUGCACGCCGCCUGGUGCAAGAGUUUGCAGCAGGCCGUGGAGACGGAUGCGUGGGGGCAAGUGGUCGAGGCCGUGGAAGCCUACGAACGGUAUGAUGUUAUUGAGAAGGUCGUCGUGGCUUUGGAGAUGCGUGCCAAGUGUCUAAGCUCUGUCGACGGCCAACGGAAACCAACGAAGGAAGACAUGGAGGACGUCCUGGAUGGAGCAUUGUCGGAUGAGCCCGAGGUGUUCCCGCUCGACGUCACUCGAGCCAUGAGGUCCAAGACUCGUGAGUCCGUUAAAAAGGAGAUCGACGAAAUCGACGAUGGCGCUGCGGCGGAGCUGGUGGAUGCGACGUCUCAAGUGGCGGUGAUGCGCUCCCCCGGUGCGACGUACUUGGACAUCCGCAUCACCAAGAUCGGGCUGAAAGACGCCAGCGUGUACGUCAACCCCACUAUGGCAGUAUCGGUCUUCGACUACAGUGGCAAGGCGAUGGAGGAGACCCGAGAAACAGGAGCAGGGACCUGUAGUGAGCCUCGUCACGUGACGUUCAACGCGAACAUUCAGCUCGCCACGAAUUUGAGGAAGAUGGAGGACCAUGGAGGUGCAAUCACCUUCGAAUUCUUCCACUACAAGGCCAAGAAGCGCAAAAAGAGCUGCCGCUGCUGGGCGCUGCUAGAGCUGGAUGAGAUCAAGGACGGGCCGGUCGUGCUGGAGCUCUACCAGAAACCAAUGGAUCCGAAGCGCAAGCGUAUCCAUCUAUUCACCGAGAAAGAGCUCUAUCUGCAGCUGGAGUUGCGGCUGCAAAAGCUAUGA
Molecule: messenger RNA, 813 nt
Organism: Phytophthora sojae
Lineage: Eukaryota; Oomycota; Peronosporomycetes; Peronosporales; Peronosporaceae
Exons: 5
Coding region: 1-813 (270 amino acids)
Cellular component (GO): membrane
Molecular function (GO): phosphatidylinositol binding
Source: RefSeq, a predicted model, not a curated record